AUGGCUCCUGAAGGAGUCUACAAAGAGUCCCGCACAUACCACGUGCGGGACCGGUCGCCCUCGGAUGACGAGUUUGAUGACAGGCAUUAUGGUAGCAGGACCACGGUGCACCGUUACAAGGUGAACCCGGGCUCCCGCCUAGAGCGCGUAGAGCGGAUAGAGCGCAUCGAGGAUAUCGACGACGACCGGCGCUCGCGCUUCUCGGGCUACGCCGGCCGGUCGGAGCGUGACCUGCUCGACGUCGACGGACCGCGUGGCCGCUCUUACGUACCCGAGCGACCCCGCUCAGCAUUUGAGCCGAGUCCGCGCAAUACCAUGGUCGAGCACAAGCAUGUCACCAAGCAUGACUACGACGGAGACGGUGUGCCAGACGACAUAGAGAUCUACAAGGAGUCCCGCGAAUACGACAGGGACCGCGGUGACCGGACUAGCCGCCAGGUCGUCGAGCGCAUCGAGCGCGAGCCAGGCGACCCCCUCGGCCCUGAGGUCAGGUCGCGCGUCGAGAAGAAAGUCGUUGAGCGCGGCGACGACCAGCCGCUUUCACCUCGCGAGCGCGACUGGGAUAGGCAGUCGCGCGGCGGCUGGGAUCGGGACGAGACCGAUGUCCGUGUCGAGAAGCGUGUCGAGCGCCGAGAAGACGGGGAGAUGCGCAUCGAGCGCCGCAUGGAGGAGCGGAGAGACGAGCCGUAUGGAGAGGUCGAGCGCUACCGCAAGGAAACAGAAUAUUACGAGCCAGCGCCGUCGAUGCCUCCUAUCGUUAUACGCCAGCGCGCACCAGAGCAGAAGAUCAUCGUCCAGGAAGCUCCUUCGCCGGCGCCCUUGGUCAUCCGCGACGAGAGGCGCUGGAGGGAGGAUGAUGAGUAUUACCGACGUCGCGAGGUCGGUCUGUACCGCGGCCGUGAACGCCAGGAGGAGUACGCCAUGGAGCGCUACGAUCGCCGUAGGGAACGAGACCGCCGCGAGUACAGUGACGACGACGAGGAGUACUACGUGAGGAAGAAGACUAUCGUCCGUGAGCGUAGUCAGAGCGCAGACCACCACCGCAAGCGUCACCUAGCCGAGGGGGCCCUGGCUGGUGCUGGUGCCGCCGCGCUCCUUGCAACUAGGCGAUCUGGUGAUGGCGGGCUCCAGGAGAACCGGGGUCGCAAGGUCAUUGCUGGCGCUGCGCUCGGAGCGCUCGGAACUGAAGUCUUCAAGCGCGCGCGAAGCGCGUACCAGGAUCAUUACGGCGAGGAUGGCCGUGGGCGAUCGCGGUCUCGCUCACGCUCGCGAGGUCGGGAUGAAGAUCGACACUCCAAGCUCAAGACAGGCCUCGGUCUUGCGGCAGCCGCCUUGGCUGUCGCGGGAGCUGCAAAGUACUACCAGACCUCCAAGGUUGAAAAGGAAGAGGCGAGUCGUGGACGCAGCCUUCGUCGUGGCUAUUCUGAGGAGUACUACUCAUCUCGCUCCCGUUCUCGCACCCGUUCGCGCAGCCGUAGCCGUGCAGCAAGUGUGGCCAAAGCCGCUGCCGGCACUGCCGCCGUUGCAGGUAUAGUCAAGCAUUUGCGAGACAAAUCACGCGCCCGCAGUGGUGGACGUAGCCGCAGCCGCAGCCACAGCCGCAGUAAAUCGCCUCGUCACCGGUCCCGUUCGCGCCUGCGCACCGGCGCCGAGAUUGUGGCGGCGGGGCUUGCCGGCGGAGCAGCCAAGAAGAUAUACGACAAGCACCAGGAGAAGAAGGAGCGUGAGCGUUCGCGAUCCGUCGCGGCAGGGAAGCGCAGGAGCCGAAGCAGAAGCUUGAGCUCGGAUUGGUCAUAUGAUGACCGUGACCGCAGACGGCGUUCGCGGUCCCACAGCAGGUCCAACGCCCGCGCUAGACUGCCCCCCCUCCCCCACAACGACUCCUCGAGAGCUGACUCCGAGUUAGGUAUGGUUGAGUACGGCAACAAUCCGGUCGCGCCGGAAGCGCGCCGCAGAGGGGCUGGCGGCGGCGGCGGCGGCGGCUAUGACUCGGCGACCGAGGAUUACGAUGGCCGGCGGCGUCAUCGCGGCCGCCGAUCGAGUUACUCCGACAGCGACCAAGAUGACAAGAAGCCCGAGAAGAAGAGGAGUAAGAGCCGCCUGAGGGAGAUGGCCGCUGCCGGGGCCGGUGCCGCGGCUGCUGCCAUCGGCCUGAAGGGGAUACAGAAGCGGAGAGAAAAGUCGAAGGAGCGCGACGAGGAAGAGGAGCGCCGGCACGAGGACGAGAUGCGCGAACGAGAUAGGGAUAGGGACAGGGACAGGCCCCGCAAUAGGAGUCGCGUUGGCUUUGACGACCGACACAUGAGCCCAGAACGUGAUCGAAACAGGGAGCGAGAAGAGAGGGCCAGAGACCGGGAACGUAGACGAUAUGAGGAUGAGAUCGAUGAUGGCUACGACAGCUACGAUGACCGUUACCAUGGUCACAGUCAUCCGCCAUCACCGCCACACGCGUCUGGCGGCGCCUACAUCCGGCCAGCAAUGUCGGGCGCGGCAGGUCCUGGCUUCACCAGCCAUCCAAACAUUGCCUCGACCAACCUCAACGACUACGGCGGCUACCAUCCAGCUGACUAUGGCGGCUAUCCCCCAAACUCAGCGCCCACCCCGACAGGCAUGCCACCACCUCCUGCAGGGAUGCCUCCGGCAGCGCCGCCAUACCCAAUGGAUCCGCGUCCGCCCAACAAUGCACCAGGACCGCCGCCCAUGGGAUUUCCUCCCGGUCCUCCGCCUCCGCGGAUGAACCCCCAUGGCGACCACGUGAGUCAAGUUCCCCUGUCCAAGGACGCUGAACGCCCGGGUGCGUUAUAA
Molecule: messenger RNA, 2805 nt
Organism: Pyricularia oryzae 70-15
Lineage: Eukaryota; Fungi; Ascomycota; Sordariomycetes; Magnaporthales; Pyriculariaceae
Exons: 2
Coding region: 1-2805 (934 amino acids)
Source: RefSeq, a predicted model, not a curated record